AUGACAAUUAACAAAGAAAGAGUAGACAAUAAAAUACUCAGUCUGUUAGAAAAUGGAGUGAAAAACAAACACAGAUCAAUUAUUGGCGUGUGCGGAAAAGUGAAAGAUGUUGUCCACCACGUCCAUUCUCUGCUCUCUAGGUACACAAUUAGGCCGCGUGUGCUCUGGGUGUACGAGAAGGAGCUGGAGGCCAAGACGCACAAAAUAGGAAAGGCAAAAAAAAGAAGAGGAGCCGGAGAGUGCGUCCUCUCAAACUUUGAAUCGUUCAUUGUAAAUACCGAUAUAAACUACGUGUUUCACAGCGAAGCGGAAAAAGUGCUUGGAACAACCACGGACCUCUGCAUCCUCCAAGACUUCUCGAAAAUCAGAGCCAACUCGCUGGCAAGCGUAGUGGAAAGCGUGAAAGGAGGAGGGGUAAUACUGCUGCCCGUUGAUGAAACAGAUAGCAUAUACACAAGAAGACUCUAUCACCUGCUCCAAUCAGCAGACAACUAUCUUAUACUAGAUAGCCAGAUGAAUGUUUUGAAAUACGAGAGCCAAAAAGAGACAGAGCUAGAGACAGAAAAAGAGAACAGAGUAGAAGAAAAAGUGCAAAAAAUAAAAGAGGCAGCAAAUCCUCUUAAUCCACUGAGCAUCAUAAGCGCAAACAGCACAGCUGUUCUAAUGCGGCAGUGCAAAACAGAAGACCAGGCUGACGCCGUCUUCCAGCUCUCGCAGAUACUGGAGAGGAGAUCUUUAGUUGCGAUCACAGCAGACAGAGGGCGCGGGAAAUCAGCUGCUCUGGGGCUGUCAAUUGCUCACGCAGUUGUGAAGGGAAUGAACGACAUUCUGAUAUCUGCUCCGCACCUGUCGAAUGUGCAGACUGUUUUUGAGUUUGCAGUGACCGGUUUGGCAGCGAAUGGAUAUAAAGAGCAGUUUGACUUUUUUAUUGAAUACUCAAAAACUUUUAAAAAAUUAAUUGAAAAAAUAACGGUAUCAAAAACGCACUACCAGACCAUCAGAUUUGCAGCACCGCAGAAACUGGGACACUCCCCAUCUAUGCUGGUUGUGGACGAAGCAGCAGCUAUUCCUCUGCCGAUUCUCAAGGAAAUGCUGGGGAUGUACCCGACGAUGAUCUCUUCAACAACUGCUGGAUAUGAGGGCACAGGGCGCGCUCUGUCUCUGAAGCUAUUCAAGUCCCUGAAUCCUGAAAUUAUCAGAUUGGAAGAGCCGAUUAGAUACAGCAGAAAUGAUCCUGUUGAGAAGUGGCUAAACGGCGCGCUUUCGCUCGCUCCGGAGAUACCGAAGAUGAUAACAUUCCCAAAGCACGAAAAGUGCAGGACUUACAGCGUGAACAAGUCUCUUCUUUUCUCGGGCCAUGAGGAAACAGAAAAAAUUCUGAAAUCGCUGUCCAGCAUACUUCUGUCAGGGCACUACAAAAACAGCCCAAAUGAUCUGCAAACUCUAGCAGACGAUGAGAACCACGCUUUGGUUGUCCUGCUGACAGAAGACGGAAGGGUUCUCGGGCUCGCGCAGUGUGUGAAGGAAGGCAGCAGAAUGGAAAUGGACGAGACACAGAAAGCAUACAACGAAAAAAGAACAGAAAAAGGGAACCUGAUUCCCUGGUCAAUUUCGCAGUACUUCCUGGACAUGGAAAUAUUCGAGCAGCUGGGCAUGCGGAUAAUCAGAAUAGCGAUCCACCCAGACGCACAGUCCAUGGGAUACGGAUCGUACCUGGUCAAUGAGAUCGUUAAGGCAGCAGACGGUAAAAAUGAAAAUUUAUCAAAAUCUCAGAUAGGCGGGAGCGAUAGCAGCAAUGUUCUAUUUUCUGCCUUGUCGCUUUGCAAAGUGGACUACAUUGGCGUGUCGUUUGGAGUAACACAAAAACUGCUGGACUUCUGGCUUAGACUGGAGAUGAAGCCUGUUUACCUGAAACACACAUUGUGCAAAACUACAGGGGAGCACUCGCUUAUCACAAUGAGGCCGCUCUCAGACAGAGCUGCAGAGAAGAUAGAGAAAUACAGGAAAGAGUUCACUGAAAGAUUCUUAGAGCUGCUUCCAGGAUGUUUUAGCGCAGUUCCCACGGUUAUCGCGCUGCAGGUGGUAACUCCAAACCAAGCAGGAGUAAAAGUGUUCACAGAGGAGCAGGUGCGAAGAAUGCAGCAGUUUGCGAGGUGCAACCUGGACCUAAGAAUUGUGAUUGAUCUGAUCCCAAUGAUCGCAAAAGAGGUUCUGAAAACAAAAAAACAGAUAAUUUCGUCUACACAGAAAAUCAUUCUGCUUGCCGUAGGGCUCCAGCACAAGACGCUGGAAAGUGUCUCGUCAGAGCUAAAACUGCAGCCGUCCCAGGUGAAGAUGCUUAUUGCCAAGGCUCUGUCGUCCCUAUCCAGCAACAAUGGGCAAUAA
This is a messenger RNA of Nematocida minor, 2385 nucleotides long. Its product is annotated as N-acetyltransferase 10. Gene Ontology annotation, cellular component: nucleolus; 90S preribosome. Gene Ontology annotation, biological process: rRNA acetylation involved in maturation of SSU-rRNA. The record is from RefSeq and is a predicted model, not a curated record. Gene Ontology annotation, molecular function: 18S rRNA cytidine N-acetyltransferase activity; tRNA binding. NCBI's taxonomy places the organism in Eukaryota, Fungi, Microsporidia. Bases 1 to 2385 code for a protein of 794 amino acids. The transcript has a single exon.